Molecule: messenger RNA, 1123 nt
Organism: Aspergillus alliaceus
Lineage: Eukaryota; Fungi; Ascomycota; Eurotiomycetes; Eurotiales; Aspergillaceae
Product: class I SAM-dependent methyltransferase
Exons: 2
Coding region: 199-1023 (274 amino acids)
Molecular function (GO): methyltransferase activity
Source: RefSeq, a predicted model, not a curated record
GACCCGCCGCGUUCUUGCUUUUCUCCAGCUCUCUCUUCUGAGUACAAUAGUUGACCCCACUACAAGACUAGUGACGAAGACUCCAUCUGUGACGCCCAAUCCAUAAUCGACUCCAACAUAAGUCUUCACUCCACAGUCCGAGACUACUGCUACGAAAAUGGCCGUCGAUACCACGCCUACCGAAACGGCCAAUACCCCAUGCCAAACGACGAGGAAGAGCAAGACCGUCUAGCAUUCAUGCACCAUCUGUUCAAACUGCUUCUAGGUGGAGACCUGUACUGUGCCCCUAUAGCUCAAGACCAGAUGCCCGAGCGCAUCCUCGACGUCGGCACCGGUACCGGCAUCUGGGCGCUUGAAAUCGCUGAGGACUUUCCCGAUGCGGAGAUCGUCGGCACCGACCUGAGCCCUAUUCAGCCUCAUUGGGCGCCUCCCAAUUGCACAUUUCUUGUCGACGAUGCGGAGAGUGAGUGGGCGUUCAGUCCAAGUGAGGCUUUUGACUAUAUCCAUGUCCGUAGUUUGGGCGGUGGCAUAUCUGAUUGGGAGCAUUUCCUGCAACAGGCGCACGAUCAUGUCAAGCCUGGUGGCUGGGUUGAAAUCCAGGAGUAUGAGACCUGGAUUUGCUCCGAUGAUGGCACUCUCGAGCAGGCGCAUAUGAUUAUGGAUUGGCAGAAUAAGAUAGAUGAAGCGAGCAAGCGCUUUGGGAGACAUAUGAAUGUUGCUGAACGCCUUGCUCAGUGGAUGGAAGAUACUGGGUUUAUAAAUGUUCAGGAUGAUGUCUACAAGGCUCCCGUGGGUUCAUGGCCCAGAAAUAGCCGAUUGAAGGAAAUCGGAAGAGUGGGCAAGGUUACUCUAUACGAGGCCGUCGAACCAUACACGCUGGCUCUCUUCACCCGGGUCCUCGGAUACUCGCCCGAAGAUGCCCGGGAGUAUGUGGACAAAGUGCGCGCAGAGCUGCUCGAUGGUUCCUAUCACCUCUACGUGCGAUACCACUAUGUGUACGGACAGAAGCCAUUGGCAGGAUAAACAAACAAGCAAGUAUCAAUGAAUGACGACAAUGAGGGACGCCGCAAUGCAUAUGGUUUUAUCUUUUGUCUGUGAUUUUACUCUAAUACCCAUCAAUGUU